AUGAGUACAGCUGGACCCUCACCGCUUUCGGUGAAUAAAACAAAUAGACAGGCGAAAGAAGAACUCUUAAAUGAACAGAAGCAGGAAAUCAGAGAAGCUUUCACCUUAUUCGACUUGGAUAAUGAUGGAUUAUUAGAUUACCAUGAAUUGAAGGUGGCUUUGAGAGCACUUGGGUUUAAUUACUCGAAGAAAGAGGUUCUCUCUGUAAUAGAGAAGUACGAUUCGAACGAUCAGAAGCUGAUACGUUAUGAUGAUUUCUACAGAUUUGUCGCCAGUAAAAUAGUGGAAAGAGACCCAGUAGAGGAAAUUAAGAGGGCAUUUAAACUCUUUGAUGACGACGGGACGGGAAAAAUUAGUUUGAAGAACCUUCGCCGGGUUGCCAAAGAAUUGGGUGAAAAUCUCACCGAUGAUGAGCUGAUGGCCAUGAUUGACGAGUUCGACUUGGACGGCGAUGGAGAGAUUAGUGAGCACGAGUUUCUUAAUAUAUGUAUGGAAAAUUAA
Brettanomyces nanus is the source of this 501-nucleotide messenger RNA. RefSeq names its product Calcium-binding component of the spindle pole body (SPB) half-bridge (gene CDC31). Gene Ontology annotation, molecular function: microtubule binding; calcium ion binding. The record is from RefSeq and is a predicted model, not a curated record. The transcript has 2 exons. NCBI's taxonomy places the organism in Eukaryota, Fungi, Ascomycota, Pichiomycetes, Pichiales, Pichiaceae. Gene Ontology annotation, cellular component: microtubule organizing center. The coding region runs from base 1 to 501 and encodes 166 amino acids. Gene Ontology annotation, biological process: spindle pole body duplication.